GCCGCUUCUAUCCAUGACUCUGCGUGCCGGGAUGCUGCCGACUCCUUCUAUAUAAGCGUUUGGCGUGCCCGUAUGCUCUCUUCGUCCAGCACAGCUGACUCUAGUACGCCUUCACACCCUCCAUACCAUGAUCGUCACCAAUCCCACCGACUUUGUCUCCACCUCGUUCGAUUACCUUAUCGUCGGUGGAGGGACCGCAGGAAUCGUGCUCGCUGCACGCCUCUCCGAGGACCCCGACAUCGUCGUCGGCGUCAUCGAGGCCGGAGACUACUUGCCCGACAUGCCAGAGAUAAACGUCCCCGGCAUGGUGGGUAAGAGCCUCGGCAACCCCCAGAUCGAUUGGUCUUUCGUGACCGUACCCCAGUCCGCCGCAAAUGAUCGCCAGAUUUUCGAGCCAAGAGGCAAAGUCGUCGGAGGGUCCUCGGCCCUCAACUUUAUGGCCUCGGGAAGAGCAUCCGCUGAGGAGUAUAAUGCUCUCGAGACCCUCGGAAGCUUAGGAUGGAGCUGGGAUGAGCUGCUCAAGUACUUCAAAAAGUCCGAAAAGUUCACGAAGCCUUCGGCGGCCGUUGCAAAGACCUACCACGCGGGCUACGACUACGAUUUUCACGGUAAAGACGGCCCCUUGCAGAAGUCCUAUCCGCAGUGGUUCAAUGAUUACCACGUCGCCUUUUUGGACACGCUGGACAAGCUGGGGGUGCCAAUCAAUACGGACAACGGACGCGGGUACAACGCUGGAACGUUCACUGGCGCCUUCUCCAUCGACCCCGCCACCGCGGCCCGCAGCCACGCCGGCACGGCCUAUUAUGCCCCCAACGCGGACAGGAAGAACCUUGUGCUCCUCACGGGAGCUCAAGCUACCCGUGUAGUUCUCCAGCAGGGCACUGCCGGAGAAGUCUUGGCCACCGGCAUCGAGUUCACGAAGGGCGGUGAGACGUUCACGGCUAGGUCCAAGUUGGAAGUGAUUUUGUCUGCGGGAUCCUUCCAGACCCCGCAGUUGCUCGAGCUGUCUGGGAUCGGAUUGAGCAGUGUCUUGGAAAAGCACGGCAUCAAACAGAUCCUCAACCUCCCCGUUGGAGAGAACCUGCGUGCGCAAACCUUUAUCUAUCCCCAGGAUCAUCCUUGGGUCCCAGCUGUGUUCGAAGUCUCCAAGGAGGUUGAGACCAUGGACAUUUUACAAGACCCAGAGAGCCUUGCCCAGCAACUCAAGCUUUACCAGGAGCAGCAAGGCGGCAUGCUUUCGUCCAUGUUCUCUGCGUACUCCUUCGUGCCGCUCCGCACCUUAAACAGUCCGACCGAUUACGCCGAGUGGAUGGGCCGUCUCGAAAAGGACACCAGCCUGACGGACACCCCCGCGCACCGCAAGCAGUUGUCCCUCCUGAAGCACUGGUUCUCCGACACGAAACAAGCCCAAGUCGAAUUCAUCCAGCUCCCAGGCUUCUUCUCCGUCGGCCCGCUCAAGCCCAAGGACGGCUGCCGCUUCCACACGCUCAUGAUCACGCUCCUGCACCCGCUCUCACGCGGCUCGGUGCACAUCGCCUCAGCCGACCCCACCGCGCGCCCGGACAUUGACCCGGCGUACUUCAAAAACCCGCUCGACCUGGACGUGAUGGUCCGCAGCGUCCGCUUCGCGCAGAAGAUCGUAGCCACCGCGCCGUACGCGGCCGUGCGCGCGGUGCCGUACGACCCGCCCGCGGAGGCGGAGAGCGACGCGGCCGUGCGCGAGUGGUGCAGGACGCGCGUUGAGCCGCUGUACCACCCCAUCGGGACGGCGUCGAUGCUGCCCAAGGCGGACGGCGGCGUCGUCGAUGCGUCUCUGAAGGUGUACGGAACGAAGAACCUGCGCGUCGUCGACGCGUCUAUCAUUCCGCUCCAACUGUCGGCCCACAUUCAGUCUACCGUAUACGCCAUUGCCGAGAAGGCCGCAGACAUCAUCAAGGCCAGCCGUGCCUGAUUGGGCGUCUCGGUGAUGAAGUGAAGCCGCCUGGAACGUGUUUGUCAACAAGUGAGGUGAUUCUGUUGUACGAUUACCUGAUGCGUUUGAACCGAUGUAGGCAAGUCGCUAAGGAAUGUUGCUGUGCUCGCUGUUCGUGUCAUUGUAACCUCGUUGUCAUGUGCAAUCAAUCGAGUCAGACUCAUCCUUCC
Heterobasidion irregulare TC 32-1 is the source of this 2142-nucleotide messenger RNA. It is a transcript of the gene chd6, whose product is annotated as choline dehydrogenase 6. NCBI's taxonomy places the organism in Eukaryota, Fungi, Basidiomycota, Agaricomycetes, Russulales, Bondarzewiaceae. Gene Ontology annotation, molecular function: flavin adenine dinucleotide binding; oxidoreductase activity, acting on CH-OH group of donors. The record is from RefSeq and is a predicted model, not a curated record. The transcript has 17 exons. The coding region runs from base 128 to 1951 and encodes 607 amino acids.